GAACGCCCGCCCCUUUUGAAGCCCACACACUUCCUCCAUCAUCACACACCGUCACACGGCUGCUGGCUCAGCCAAACAGACGGGCUGCCACCUUCCAGGAAUCCCCUCAACCUUAAAUCCUCGUCUUAAACUCAGGGAAGCCGCGAUAUAUCCGCAGCUAGCAGCGAGCGUUGCUGUUCCGGGUGUCCGCAGCAGCAGUCACCCCGGCAUGCGGUCCCUUUUCCUGCCCAACAAGUUUGGCUCUUUGACGUAUUCUGUUUCCAGACGAGUUGUUUUCUCUCUUCUGUUUUUUAACCCCCUCCCAGCUCAACUUUUUGAGGUGUGGACAGGCUUAAAACGGGUUAAAUCCAGCUGACCCGGGUCCCACAGGCAGAACCGGAACCAGCAUGUCCGGGAUAACAGGAAGCACGACAAACUACCUGUGGUCUGUGCACGAUGUCCUCGGUCAGGGCGCCACUGCCAGCGUCUACAAGGCACGCAACAAGAGAUCCGGCGAGCUGGUGGCCGUCAAAGUGUUCAACGUGCUGAGCUACAGCCGCCCCCAUGACGUCCAGAUGAGAGAGUUCGAGAUGCUCAGGAAGCUUAACCACAGCAAUAUUGUGAGGCUGUUUGCUGUCGAGGAGCUGCCAACAAAGCAGAAGGUCCUGGUGAUGGAGUACUGCUCCGGCGGGAGUCUGCUCAACCUGCUGGAGGACCCGGAGAACGCCUUCGGCUUGCCCGAGGCGGAGUUCCUCACUGUGCUGCAGUGCGUUGUGCAGGGUAUGAACCACCUGCGGGAAUUCGGGGUGGUGCAUCGGGACAUCAAGCCGGGGAACAUAAUGAGGCAAGUCGGAGAGGACGGCAAGUCCAUCUACAAGCUGACGGACUUCGGAGCAGCACGGGAGCUGGAAGACGACGAGAAGUUUGUGUCCAUUUAUGGAACCGAGGAGUACCUGCACCCAGACAUGUACGAACGCGCCGUGCUGCGUAAGCCUCACCAGAAGUCUUACGGCGUGAGCGUGGACCUGUGGAGCAUCGGCGUGACCUUAUACCACUCUGCCACGGGGAGUCUGCCUUUCACGCCCUACGAAGGACCCCGUAAAAACAAGCUCAUCAUGCACAAGAUCACCACAGAGAAACCCAUGGGAGCCAUAGCCGGCACGCAGCAGGUGGAAGGUGGUCCCAUACAGUGGAGCUACCACCUGCCUUACAGCUGCCAGCUUUCACAGGGUCUGAAAGUCCUUCUAGUUCCGGUCCUUGCAGGCAUAAUGGAGGCCGACCAGGGCAGGUGUUGGGCCUUCGACCAGUUCUUCUCAGCCACCACGGAUAUAUUGCAGCGGCAGCCGGUCCACCUGUUCUCCCUGCAGCAGGCCAUGGCUCACAGUAUUUACAUGCAUCACUACAACACCGUGUCGGCGUUCUUUGAAGAGGUGGCAGCCCAGACGGGUAUUGGCGUCCAGCAGCAGCAGCUCAUGUACCUGGGUCACGACCUGGUCCUGGAGGGCAGCAUGAAGGUGGUCAACCUUCCCUGCGCCUCGGCUUCCCAGCCUCUCGUUCUGCUCAGCAGCAUGCCUGAGGCCAACAACAGCCUGCCCUUCAGAGAGCCGGAGAUGCCCCUUAUUCCAUCCAGGUUUGACGUGGUGGCAGAUUAUAAUUUCUCCAAGGUAACGGUGGGAAUAGUCCACCAGUACAGGAGGAUCGUACAGUUGCUGCACACGCACAGAGAGUUGCUGCUGCAGGGCUACUACGGCUACAUGAUGAAGCUGCGGCACGAGUGCGCAGAGGCCAUGCACAGCAUCGCGAUAAUCACCAUUAGACUGCAGUCCGGCCUCAGCGCUCAGCACAGGAUUCACAAACUGUCUUACUCUUCGGAAAAACAAGGCAAUGUUGAUAACUCGGGUCAAAAGCUGCAGAUGGUUUAUCAGCACCUGCCCAUCUAUUCUGCCGGCAUCCGGGAGUUUCAGACCCAACUGGAGCACCUGCAGAUACAGCAGGCCAAGCUGGCAGAGAACCUCACUCACGACAAGAGCUGUCAGAAGAUGCACAUGCUGCUGGAGAAGAUCACGGCAAUUCAUCAGCAGUAUCGUAAAGACAGACUUACAGGAAAACUUGCAUAUAAUGACGAGCAAAUACACAAGUUUGAGAAAAUCCACCUGUCCUCCCACAUCAAGCGGAUGAAAUCUUUAUUCAGAGAAGAAUGUGUGCCGAGAUAUAAAGAGCUGCUGGCCUCGACAAGGACGUGGAGCAGCGUUUUAAUGGAGAUGCAGAACCGAUUGCAGGACUUCAAUUCCUUCUCUGCCGGCUUACUGGUAGACUUGGAAAUAAUCGAGCAGCAGCAGAAUAAGGCUGUGGACAGAAUCCUUGACUCGCCGCAGUUUGGCGGAGCAGCACCGCAGCCUGAAAUCGCGCCCAGGGACAAGGACCAGAUGGUCUCCAGGAUGCACCAUUUGAGGGACGAAAUGGAGCUUUUGGUUAGAGAACUACAGUGUAACAACAGCAUCAUAGAGAGCCUGGGAGCGGUGAGCCCUUCAGCAGCUCUGGAAGUCAGCCCGACCAGACCCUCCACACUGUGACAAUGGUCAACCCUCACAAAUCCACGUACGGCGUCUCAUACCAGCACCACUUUUUUACACAUUCCUGCUGAUUGACAGCACGGCUGAUUUCCUCUCUGUUUGCUAUCAGACAAAAAGGAAGCAAUCAGAGACACUCAAUGAAAUGUGAAUCUCAAAGAGAGAUGCCAGGAUAGGGCUCAGAUGGAUUUUUUUUUAUUCAGUGUGUGUGAGUGUGUUUGCUGAGUGAGUAAAGCAGUUCAAUACAAACCUCAUUAAUGCCUUUUUGUGUUAUUGUAUUUUUAAUAGGCUGCCAUAGUGAUAGACAGUGGGGAUGAAACGAAACAAAUGCUCUGUCAGCAGCUGGAGGGUUUUAUUAGUUGCAUUUCCUGUUUUCCUCUGCUCUGGAGAAGCCGACGAGAAUCCAACCAUUCUGCCUCUGAGUGUAUUUAUAUGAACACUGAUGUUCCAGAUUUUAGGAUAAAAGAACUGAUAUGUACAUAUAAUUUUUUUUUUUUUAUGUCUUGGAGAUUUUAUUCAUUAAAAUCCUGAUUUGUAA
Molecule: messenger RNA, 3087 nt
Organism: Fundulus heteroclitus (mummichog)
Lineage: Eukaryota; Metazoa; Chordata; Actinopteri; Cyprinodontiformes; Fundulidae
Gene: ikbke
Product: inhibitor of nuclear factor kappa B kinase subunit epsilon
Exons: 21
Coding region: 387-2552 (721 amino acids)
Biological process (GO): peptidyl-serine phosphorylation
Cellular component (GO): cytoplasm
Molecular function (GO): ATP binding; protein serine/threonine kinase activity
Source: RefSeq, a predicted model, not a curated record